Nannospalax galili (Upper Galilee mountains blind mole rat) is the source of this 1751-nucleotide messenger RNA. It is a transcript of the gene Ap5m1, whose product is annotated as adaptor related protein complex 5 subunit mu 1. Gene Ontology annotation, cellular component: AP-type membrane coat adaptor complex; lysosome; late endosome. Gene Ontology annotation, biological process: endosomal transport. The coding region runs from base 60 to 1601 and encodes 513 amino acids. The record is from RefSeq and is a predicted model, not a curated record. NCBI's taxonomy places the organism in Eukaryota, Metazoa, Chordata, Mammalia, Rodentia, Spalacidae. The transcript is spliced from 9 exons.
CGGCUCUGUUGCUCGGCGGCGUCCUGAAUUUCUGCCAUGAUCUGACUGGGUGGCUUACCAUGGCCCAGCGGGCGGUGUGGCUCAUACGCCACGAACCAGGAACUUCGUUUGGUGGCACCGUCAGAUUCUCCAGACGAUACCCUACUGUUGAAAAGCGAGCCAAAGUCUUCAAUGGAUCGAGUUACGUGCCUGUUCCUGAAGAUGGUCCCUUCCUUAAAGCACUACUCUCUGAACUUAGAUUAUUGGGUGAUGAUAAGGACUUCGUAGAGAGUCGUGAUAGUUGUUCACACAUCAAUAAAACAUCUGUCUACGGGCUAUUAGUAGGAGGUGAAGAACUCUGGCCAGUUGUUGCUUUUCUGAGGAACGACAUGAUACAUGCUAGUGUUCCACUAGUUGAACAAACUCUCUCCCCUCGUCCACCACUAAUUAGCAUUAGUGGAAUUUCACAAGGCUUGGAACUUCUUUUUGGGAUACAGGAUUUUCUUUACUCAGGUCAAAAAAAUGACACUGAGCUAAAUGCAAAACUGAGUCAGUUGCCUGAUUUACUUCUGCAGGCUUGUCCACUUGGUACUUUACUGGAUGCUAACCUGCAGAAUUCACUGGAUAGUAUUAAUUUUGCUUCAGUGACUCAGCCACAAAAACAGCCAGCCUGGAAAGUCGGAACAUACAAAGGAAAACCACAGAUUUCUAUUUCUAUCACUGAGAAGGUAAAAUCCAUGCAAUAUGGUAAACAGGAUAUAGCAGAUACAUGGCAGGUUGUUGGAACAGUCACUUGUAAGUGUGACUUAGAAGGAAUCAUGCCAAAUGUUACCAUCAGCUUGAAUCUCCCCACAAAUGGAUCUCCACUUCAAGAUAUUCUCGUUCAUCCUUGUGUGACUUCUCUUGAUUCUGCCAUUCUGACUUCUAGUAGCAUUGACACAGUGGAUGAUUCUGCAUUUAGUGGGCCUUACAAAUUCCCAUUCACUCCACCUUUAGAGUCAUUCAACCUAUGCUACUACACAUCCCAGGUCCCUGUCCCUCCAAUACUGGGUUUUUAUCAAAUGAAAGAAGAAGAAGUACAACUAAAAAUAACAGUCAAUUUAAAACUUCAUGAAAGUGUGAAAAAUAAUUUUGAAUUCUGUGAAGCUCAUAUACCCUUUUAUAAUAGAGGUCCAAUUACCCAUUUGGAAUACAAAGUUAGUUUUGGCCAACUUGAGGUAUUUCGAGAGAAAAGUCUAUUGGUCUGGAUUAUUGGACAGAAAUUCCCCAAAUCAAUGGAAAUCAGUUUUUCUGGAACUAUAACUUUUGGAGCCAAGGGCCAUAAUAAACAGCCAUUUGAUCACAUUUGUAUUGGAAAUACAGCAUAUGUAAAGCUUCAUUUUAGGAUCUCAGAUUACACACUCACUGGAUGUUACGCGGAUCAGCAUUCAGUUCAAGUAUUUGCAUCAGGAAAACCAAAAAUAAGUGCACAGCCUGCAGUGGCCAGAAAAAAGCAUCUGAUCCCCAAGCACUGGAGUUACAGACAGUUCUUAGCCACAUACCGGAAACUAAUUUCUUCUGAUUAUUACAUCUGGAAUUCUAAAGCCCCUGCUCCAGUAACAUUUGCAUCAUUGUUAUCAUGAUCUUCUCAUGUUUUGAUGGGAUUUGUAUAUGGUGACAUACCUUUGAAUCAUUUUUAUCUCUAAGUAUAUUCAUAUGAACUGUGAUGGAAAAAAAAAAAACAUUGUGUGGUUUAUUUAUAAAAAUACCUGUAUUCAGUGUUUUAUUUUAAA